ACUGGUGUUUGGUGUUAAAGAUUCUGUAUGCCGAAAAAAAUCAAUCCUGGUCUUAUAUUACUGUGGUGUAAACUUAAUUUAAUCCAACCCAAAGACUUUACUUUUCGAGUUAUUUUUGGAUUAUUGUUGCACCGCUUAAUAACGGAAAAUUGUCGUGUACUGUAUGUCCGCCUCCUGGAGCGUUUUAGUCCUUUGUGAUUAUUUAUUGACGCCAUUUUGUUUGUUUGAUGACCGUAGGCUAGUGGAUUUGAAAGUCAAGAACGCUUGAGGCGUCAAUGAAGAAAAAGGGACUAAAAUAUGCCCUUGUUAAGCCCCUCUUUAAAGAAGAUGAUAAGAGAGACGUCAGUAACUUCCGGCUGAUUUCACUGCUGACAUCAUUUUCCAAAAUUUUUGAGAAGAUGGGUAGCAGUCAGCAGUUCUCACUCAGGUGGAAUAAUUACCUGAACCACAUAACUGGUGCCUUUGACACAUUGAGAAAUGAUGAUGAGUUGGUGGACGUAACACUGAGCUGUGAAGGCAAGCGCAUUAAGGCUCACAAGAUGUUGCUGUCUGUCUGCAGUACUUAUUUUAGAGAUCUGUUCAAGGAAAAUCCUUGCCAACAUCCUGUGAUAAUUUUUCGCAAUGUCAAAUUUGAAGACCUGGUGGCUCUGAUAGACUUCAUGUACCAUGGAGAGGUGAAUGUGAUGCAGGAGCAGCUCACUUCCUUUCUGACAACAGCAGAACUGUUGGCAGUGCAGGGCCUCUCUGAGGAUAAGGGCAAGGAAAAGGAGAGGGACAGUAGUCCACUGCCAGAGAGUGAGGUGGACUUGACGGACUCUCCUCCACCACCGCCACCACCACCACCAGUUCAUGAGACUGAAGCCUCUGUCAGUAACAGUAGCCAUAUUGGGCUCUUGCGACACAACAGGCAGCGUACGUCGUCCCCGCGAAGUCCCCCUCAGGCUCCGGCCUUUUUUCCCACCACCUCUAAUAUAGAACGGCGCCCGGAGUCACCACCUAAUAAACGCCGCCGUUGGUCAUCUACUCAGCAGCCAAUUGCAAAACCUGCUGCAGUGUGUGUGACCAGUAGGAAAUGUGACGAUGAGGGAAGUGGUUCCCCACCACCACCACCUUCUCCAGCCAGAAGGCCAGUUACGGAUCAGACCCCAGACACCACUGAAAUUGUGCCACCUACGCCAAACCCUCCCGUCAAAAUGGAAAUGCCCGAUUAUGUUGAUGAAUCUCGGACUCGUGCUGAUCAGGGUCAGAUGCCCAGUGGAACAGCUGUUGAAAAUGACUCUCUUGCGAGCAUGGCACAACUUGUUGCUGCAAAAACUGAGGGUGCUUCAUCACCGACACAAGGAGUGAGUUCGGCUCCGCCAGAUUUGUCAGAUCUUUACGGAGGGAGCUCGCGGGAUGCAGGGGCCACUUCGGACAGCUUGUCUGCUGUUGAACUGUCCCAGAUCCUUGCGAAACCGGGACCGUCGGGAGAAAGCCAGAGCCAAGAUUCUCUGCAGGACCAGACCACGUGGGAGACAUCCCUGUCAGGGGUCAGGGCACUUCAGCCACAUCACCGCUGCCACGAAUGUGGGAAACUGUUCGUGCACGAAAAUUCACUGCGUCAGCACAGGUUAUGGCACCAGGGAAGAACCGUGUGUCCAGUGUGCAUGCGUGUUUUCAAUCGCAUGUAUGCUAUGAGGUGUCACAUGGCAAGAGUGCACCUGGCAUGAAAGCAAUAUAUACUGCUGUAAUUUCUCAUUUUGUGACCUUGAAAAACAGAAAUAUGAAGCUACAUUUUUAUCCAUAUUUAUUUUUUUAAAGAGAGUGUGGAAGCUUUAGCUACAAGCCAGCUGUUGACUGGAAUUUUAUGGCACAUUUCACAGAAUCCCUUGUUCUUGUGGUAGUAAAAUAUAAUCACAAUCAUGUUUUUGCGAUUCCCACGAAGGAAUUAGAACAUAUAUCUAUAUGUAGUAAGAUCUAUAUGGUUUGAAAAUGACCUUUUCUUUUGACUGCCUUUAAUAAUUCAAUCAGUAGAAUACUGGAUUAUUUAAACAAAGAAUUUAUUUUUCUGGCUUAAUGAAGACAUCCUUGCAUACAAGACUGGACAAAAUGUGGUUCACAAUUUCAAAAUUAUCCAUCUAUUAGGUAAUAUAUUGCAACAAAAUUGAUAAGAAGAAAGGAAGAUUAAGAUUUAAUGUCAUGUCAACAAUGAAAACAUUAGAGACGGAGCAUAAUGUCAGGUUAGGGACUUCCUGGAAAGGAAUUUUCUCGGCAUUGGGUUAAAACAGUUUACGAAAAUACUGUAUACUUUCAAUAUCCCCUGCUAGUCCUGUUUGGUAUGGGUCCCUCAUACCUCAGCAGUAUUCUGGAACCGGUCACAUGAGUGAUUUGUAAGCUAUCUCCUUUGUAGAGUGAGUUCACUUCCUGGCUAUUCUACCAAUAAACUGAAGUCUACCACCUGCCUCACUCAUGACUGAACGUAAGUGAUCAUUACAUUUCGUAUCCGUACAAAGUGGUACACCCAGGUAUUUGUAUGAAUUGGCCAGUUCCAACAGUGACUCAUUGAUAUUAUAGUCAUAGGUUUUUUCUCAUUUUGUGAAGUGCGCAAUUUUACAUUUCUGAACAUGUGAAACAAGUUGCCAAUCUUUGCACUACUUUGAAAUCUUAUCAAGAUCAGACUGAAUAUUUAUGUAGCGUCUUUCAGUAGUACUUCAUUACAGGUAACUGUGUCAUCUGAAAAAACCUGAUACCUGAUGUUACUAUUAAUAUUGUCUGCAAGAUCAUUAAUAUACAACAUGAACAGCUGGGGUCCCAACACAUUUUCCAGGGGCACACUU
This is a messenger RNA of Schistocerca piceifrons (Central American locust), 2816 nucleotides long. RefSeq names its product protein bric-a-brac 2-like. The record is from RefSeq and is a predicted model, not a curated record. Gene Ontology annotation, biological process: regulation of transcription by RNA polymerase II. Gene Ontology annotation, cellular component: nucleus. NCBI's taxonomy places the organism in Eukaryota, Metazoa, Arthropoda, Insecta, Orthoptera, Acrididae. The transcript has 7 exons. Gene Ontology annotation, molecular function: DNA-binding transcription factor activity, RNA polymerase II-specific; RNA polymerase II cis-regulatory region sequence-specific DNA binding; protein binding. Bases 276 to 1709 code for a protein of 477 amino acids.